AUGGUUGGAUUUGAUGAAGGGGGUUCUUCUGGAAAUGUUGCAAGCACACUUAAGAGGUCUCUAAUGGAUGAAUUCAAUGAUGACUCUAAGAGACUUAAGACUUCGGUGAUUAAGUUGGAAAAAAUCUUUGCACAAAUUUUUUGCAAAAUUGAAAAGGAUCAUGCUAAUCGCUCUAAACAGCUUGCUUUUAGCCUCUCUAAAUUUGAUGACUGGAAGAUCAGAAUGCAGGCCCUCCUCUGCUCCAUACAUGACGAGAUGUGGGACGUCAUAACGACUGGACCAAUCACAGUCAUGAUGGCGAACACACAAGCCGCAGCUCAAGGAGCCGGUGCUGAGCAGAUUAUACCGAAGCCAAAAGAUCAAUAUACCUCGGAAGAUAGGACAAGGGCAAACCUGGACAAUAUAGCACGAAACAUCCUCUACAACUCCCUUGACGAGUCUUUGUUCCCCAGAGUUCGAAAAUGCAAGAAUGCCAUGAAAAUAUGGAACGUUAUGAUGAAUCUGGGAGAAGGGGAUGAACAGGAAAAGGACAACAAACUGACUGUGGCUAUGAAGAAGUUUGAAUACUUCAAAAUGUUGCCAAGUGAAACGAUCAUGGACAUGGAACUGAGGUUCACCAGACUCAUGGGAGAUCUGUCAGAUCUCGGGAAGGAACUGACAGAGAAAGAAAAGAAUCUGAAGAUACUUCGCGGUCUGCCAAAGUCUUGGGAGAUAAAAGAAGAUGAAGAGGUUUAUGAGGAAAAACAACUUCCAAGACUCUCAAUGCUAGGGAUACCGAAGGCAGCACGAGAGUUCACCUCAAACCUCAAAGCCAGAAGCUUCAGACUCACAAUUACUGUGCUACAACUGCCGGAAGCUAGGAUAUUUCAAGGCAAACUGUCCUCAUCCAAUUGUGAGCAAGCACCAAGACAACAAUGCUACCAAGAACUCAUCCAAAGAAGCUGGAGAAAACUACAAAAGGAGGAGAACUCUCAGCUUAUGAUUAGCUACAAUGCGUUAAGGCAAGUUCGAAUUGAGAACGUAAAGCUAACCAUUGCUAAGAAGCAACUUGAGGAAAAUGUUCUCGCCUUGAAAGAGCAGUGCACAGACAAACAAGUCAUAUGGUAUGUCGAUAGUGGGUGCUCAAGACAUAUGACUGGUGAUAAAACAAUGUUGAGCAAUUUCAAGGAAGUCGAUGGACCUAAAGUCAUCUUUGGAGGAGAAAACAAUGGCAAGACUCGCGGAAAAGGAGACAUCAUCAAACAGGGAAUAACCAUACAAGAUGUAUCAUAUGUUGAUGGACUAAAGUUCAAUCUCCUAAGCACAAGCCAAUUUUGCGACAAAGGCUACAAAGUCGAAUUUUCCAAAAAUAAGUGUAAAAUCGUGAACACGAAGGAUGGCAAAAUCGCAUUAACUGGUCAACGAAAGAAAAACAUGUACGUAAUCUCUUGGAACUCUACUAACGCUAAUGUUUGUUUUGUGGCCAAAAGUAAUGUAGAUCUUAAUCAAGAAUGGCACAACAAACUGAGUCAUCUGAAUCUGAAGACAAUCAACAAACUCGCCAAAACAAAUAUCGUGAGAGGAUUACCCGAAACAUCAUACACAAAAGACAAAAUAUGUGAGAACAAAACAGAAGUUGUUCUCCCCAACCUAUUGAAACAACUUCAGACAGAAAAGGAAGUUAAAAUCAUUCGGAUAAGAUCUGAUCAAGGAACUGAAUUCGUCAACAAGGUCAUCAAAGAAUUCUGUGCUCAAAACGGAAUCUUUCACCAACUCUCGACAGCACGAACUCCUCAACAAAAUGGAGUAGCUGAAAGGAGAAACAGAACCCUGAAAGAAGCAGCACGAACAAUGAUAGCUUACUCAGGAUUGCCAAAGCGGUGCUUCAUACACAACAAUGGAAAGAAUCAUUUGAGAGCUUUUGAUGAAAGAGCAGACGAAGGUUUAUUCAUGGGUUAUUCCUCAAAUCCAGCUGGUAUUGAAUCAUCAAGUAAUCCACAUCAAAACCCUCAAUCCAAUGAAGAAGAGGUUUCAGAUGAUGAAGAAGAUAUAUUAACUUCCUACACGAAAUAUCAGUUGAAGAUCUCUGAGCCCGAAACCACAACACAAGAAAAUGUCAACGUACAACAAGACACUCCUGAUGUUCAAGCACCAUCCGAACCUAUGAUCUACGUUCAGUUUCCUUAUAUUCCUGAAAUGGAUGCACAAAAUCAGCAAAAUAUUCUUGAACCCGAUCUUAGAUGGAUAAGAGAUCAUCCUCCGGAUCAAGUGAUUGGAAAUGUUCAAGAAGGUGUACGAACAAGAGCCUCUCUGCACGAAAAUAUGAUGGCUUUUUUCUUAUCACAAAUAGAACCCAAGUCCAUAGAAGAAGCCUUAAGUGAUCCUGACUGGGUAAUAGCCAUGCAAGAAGAUCUUCAUCAGAACAAAGCCCGUCUUUUUGCUAAGGGGUAUUGUCAAGAAGAAGGAAUCGAUUUUGAUGAAACCUUCGCCCCCGUAGCUAGACUUGAAGCCAUACGAAUAUUCCUAGCCUUUGCAGCUUACAAAGACUUCAAAGUCUAUCAAAUGGAUGUCAAAAGUGCAUUCUUAAAUGGGCUUCUUGAUGAAGAAGUAUAUGUUGAGCAACUGCCUGGUUUCGCGGUUAAUAGUGAACAUGAAAAAGUCUAUCAUCUAAAAAAGGCUCUUUAUGGAUUAAAACAAGCUCCACGAGCUUGA
Molecule: messenger RNA, 2691 nt
Organism: Ipomoea nil (Japanese morning glory)
Lineage: Eukaryota; Viridiplantae; Streptophyta; Magnoliopsida; Solanales; Convolvulaceae
Exons: 8
Coding region: 1-2691 (896 amino acids)
Biological process (GO): DNA integration
Molecular function (GO): nucleic acid binding
Source: RefSeq, a predicted model, not a curated record